Molecule: messenger RNA, 8280 nt
Organism: Babesia ovata
Lineage: Eukaryota; Apicomplexa; Aconoidasida; Piroplasmida; Babesiidae
Exons: 2
Coding region: 1-8280 (2759 amino acids)
Biological process (GO): Golgi vesicle transport
Cellular component (GO): Golgi apparatus
Molecular function (GO): small GTPase binding
Source: RefSeq, a predicted model, not a curated record
AUGUUCGAUUCGCGGGGUCGGGGAGAUGCAAACCUCGAAUUGCUAGGCGGGUGUUGUGAAUUAGCGUCUACCGUCGUCUCGGCGGCGUCAGGGUUCGGUGCUAGAGGCAUGGCGCCGAAGGCCUUGACGGAUUGCCCCGAGAACCUUCGAGAGGCAAUCGACUGGCUCAUCCAGGUGAAGCAGGGUGGCGGGAUUUCAAGGCUGUCCCAGGCUCUCGGUAAGUUGCUUGACCAUGUCGCUCAGGACGCUCAGACAUCUCUGCCAUCUCUACCCGAAUCAGAUGGGCCGUCCGCCGGAGAUGUUAUCUCCAGGCUUAAAGAGUUUCGGAGCUCUCUUCCGAAAGACUCUGCGCAUCCUAAUGAAAACAUUUUACAUAAUCUCUGUUCCUCCUUUGAGACAUUUUUAGGCUAUAAGCCUCCCGGAAUCUACGAUGGUUCCGGGAUUGUGUAUGGCUCCGCCUCCCGUUUGUGCGACGCCAUUUUAGCGUUCUUGUAUGCUCUGUUCACUGAUGUCUAUGAUAAUCAGCCGUACGUGUCCGGUAGAUCUAUAUUGCAUGAUGUUCUUGAUAAGCAUCUUAAGCCUCAGUUGCGGCAGGGCCACAAGGGGUUUACUCACGCCAUACCCCUGGUGGCCGACGGCCUCCGCAAGUAUAACCAGGCUGUCUCGGCUUCGAACGAAAAAGUGAAGAAGCCGAUAAAUGACUUGUUGACUUAUGUGGGUGAGGGUGGUGUGUUGCUUACGAAGGUUAAUAAAAUUCAGGUGCCGAAAGAGUCUACGCCUCUGAAACCUGAGGAAGCGGAGAAGGCCGUCACGGCGGCUAGCGAUUUGGUGGACCAGUGCGUUGGUGAAGCCAAGAAGAUACAACAUCCGUUCGAGGCAGCCAAAAGGGGCAACAUUGUAGAUCAAUACAAUGAUCUGAAUUUGCAGCUGCGUGAGAAAAUCCGCAAUGCCCGCAGAAAUAUUGGCCAUGAAGCGAAGAGGCUUAAGCAGCUCUCCAAAAGGGAGAGGAAAAACCUGGAGGCCUUCAUUAAGAUGAUAAAGCAGGCGCUCCACAAGCUUAAAACCGACGUAAAUGCGCAGAUCACCAAAAAGGUGGAGGAGCUUGUUAGGCAGUUGAAAGAUAAAGUGCAGGCCAUUUUGGCCCAACUCGAAAAAAUCAGUACAUCGCUCGGACAAUACAUUAUGGACCUGGACAAGUGGAUUGAGAAAACCACAAAGGAUAUUAAAGCUGCGCAGAAAUUAGUCCAGAACAUUUUGGAUGAGGUAAAUGGGAAUGUGGAAGAUAAAAAUCUGAACCAUAAACACAAUCUCGACGAGGCGAUUGCUACUGUUGAGAGCAAGUUGGAAGAGAGAGCUGCGGAUUUGACACAAUGGAAGGCAGCUGCGCAGAAAGUGCUCCAAGGUACGAUUGAUAGUUCUGGUAAUGUGUACAAAGAUUUGGAUCCCAAUCAAAAACAAGGCCCUGGCGAGACGACGAAAAUUGGCAAAGGACUUCAGCAGAUUACUACAGCUAAAGAAAAAGUUGAGGGCGUGAGUAGUGAGCUAGGAAAUAUUCACGGCGAUUUGCAGACUUGGAAUUCCACGGCAAGCAGUGUGCUCAGCCAAGUGGUUAGUAAAGCGCAGGACGUGCGUAACAAGUUGGAUCCUGGUGGCACGGAUACUAUUGGUAAGAGCAUUAAGCAAAUUGCCGAAGGCAAAGAAGGAAUUGACACCGCAAAUCAGACGCUUGGCACACAAGUAAAGAGUUUAGAGAAGUGGAUCAACGACGCCGAGAAAAUACGUGAACAGGCUGAGAAAAAGGCUAGGGAAGCCUACGAUAAGUUGAAGGUUAAUAAGACUCUGAGCCAAAAUGUUCAGAAAAUUGUGGACGCCAAUAAGAAAAUUGCGAGCGUGCAUACUGAGCUGGGAAAGGUUCAUGGAAAUUUGGGAGAGUGGAAGCAACAGGCCGGGGAUGUGCUUCAAGGGGCGAUUAAUAAUGCGCAAUUUGUAUAUGAUAGGUUGGGAGAUGGUCAGCCUGUGAGUCAGGGAAUUGACAAAAUUGAGAGCAAUAACAGCUUAAUUAAAGAUGCUAAUGAGAAACUUGGCACUGAAGUCACGGCUCUAGGUAAGUGGAGUAAGGCCGCCAAGGAUGUUAUUUCCAAGGCGGAUGGGAAGUGUGUCAAAAUUUUGGAGAAAGUUAAAACUACAGAUCAAAAGAGUGUAAUUUUUACGCAAGCUGAUUUGUUACACAAAGAUGGUAAAAGACUUUUGCAGGCUGCGAUUACGGCCAAGCAGCAAGUUGAGCAGAAUGUCACCGCGGCCUUGGAGGCUGUUGUGCAAAUGGACAAAUCUCUCAAGACGGAUUUGAAAGAUGUGAAACAGGAUAUUAAGAUAGGAAUAGACCAUGUGAUUAAGACGUUGCAAGUUAAGGAAUUGGAUACUUUGGUGAAGAAUGAUUUGAGGACGUUGAGGGGGAGGAUUAGUGAACUUGGCCAGCAGGCUGAUACCAGUACCUCCGGUAAUGGGCUUGUUGGUGCGCAGUUAAAAGCUCUUGAAGAUGCAAAGAACAUUCUGGACAAUGGUGCUGUACAACAAAUUAAGUUGGCGGAGCAGGGACUUGUCGGCAAGUUUCAGAGUGAAAUCCAGGUGAAGCUUCAGUCUGCGGUCAGUGAAGUCGACCAGGCGAUUGGGAACCUCGGUGGGAAGUUUGGUGGCACUGAUAAGACAACCGUUGAUAAGAUUUUCUCGCAUAUUAAAGAAAAGGUUGGGAAGAUUAGGGGGACGGCGGGUAACGGAAGAUGGGAUAAUGAAGGUGGCCAAGGCCUGGAAGGGAUUAAGAGUAAGGUGAAAAGCUAUGUCCAUGCGUUCACCGGGGGUGACGGGACGCAGUUUAACGAAAUUGUGAAAGGCUGGAUUGAAAGGACUAUUAUGCCGUAUAACGGCGCUGUGAGGAUGAUGGUUGGGAAGAAUGGACGGUAUGAUGAUAGUGAGAAGAGUAACAUCGAGAACGUCGCACUUGCUUUUAAGGAACAGCUUAAGAUCCAAGCAGAUUCGGCUGGUGAAGUGGUUCAACAAAUAAAAAAUGGCUCUGGUGGAGAUAUUGCAAAAAGCAUUCAAGCUGUGAAGGACGGUUGCGAGACAUUCGCCAAGUAUCUUGACACCGAAUUGCAGAAACCGGACAGUGCUAACUCUGGCAUAGUCUCUAAGGUUAAGGAGCCGUUGAAGACAUACAUACAAUCCACCGCAAAAUGCAUAUGCGACUGCAGUCACUGCAACCAGGACUGUAAGCAAAACUCCGUCGCGUCCGCCAUCCUGUGCGCCCUGUCAUCCGUGGGCCGGCAGGUGAGCAACGAACUGAGUUCCCUGCUUCUCAACAUAGCCGAUGGAACCAUAGACAGCAGACCCGGCGACAACAGCAUCGCAGCAAUCUUGGACAAGAUCACGUCGAUUGCUGAGGAACUUGAUGACAAGCUUAAAGCGGCGACUCAGCAACAACCUCCCGCCACCUCCACAGAAAGCCCCGCCAAAGCCGUGGACAAUAGGUCGAGUGAAGUGAGUAGGCAGGUUGAGGGUCUUACCAACACCUUUACCUCAAAAGUCACAUCUGAGCUUACCAAGGCAGUUAACCAACUUCCCGGCGCCGUCACCGAUUUCGAUACCGAAGCCCAAAAGCUGAUCAAGGCCGCGGCCAAGACGGCGAUUACAAAGGCGGCUGAGGAGAUUAGUCAGGAUGGUCAAGAAAUUAACUUGAAGACAACGAUGGAUAAAUUCCAUACUGCCUACGAUCCUAUUCAAAAGGACCUCCAAAAGCAACUUGAUGCAGAAGUUGAGAAGCACAUUGGGGAUGAUGAUCCGGCAGGUCUGAAGGGUGUUACAGCAGAUAAAGUCAAACUUUCACAAUUGUUUACGCUUUACAGAGGACAUGUUGUGCCAGGAAAAGUGUCUGCUGCAGGCGGCUUAAAAGGCACUGCAGAGGAAGGCAAACUCCCAGAGGCGAUCGGGAACAUCAAGACUGAGGUUUUUGAAAAGCUUAAUAUGAUAGAGCCAAGUCCAAGGAACGGCAAAGCAGAAAUUACUACAGAUACCUUCACCGGUCCGUUCGACACAAUUCAGAAAGAGCUUGGAGAGAUCAAGAGAUUGGUUGAGAAUAGGACACAGCAGCAGCCCGUCCAGGACGAUGAAGGUGUAAAAGAUUUGUUGAAGAAGCUUGAACAGGGGCUUGAAAAAGGUAAGUUGAGUGAUGUGGCUGAUAAAGGUCUGCAAGAAAUUUAUGAAAAGAUCAAUGGGCUGCAAAAAGAUCCGUUUCAGAAAACCACUGAAAUUGAGAAAUCCGUCAAGGAAAUUAAGGCGCAGCUUGAAGAGCUCAGGAAGAAGUUGAAGAAAGAGAACGGCGAUAAAGAUAAAGAUGACGUCAUAAACCGACUAAAAUAUAUGCAAGAAAAGGGGCUUGGCACUGAGCAAAAUGUUUGGACACCGAACGGUCAACCUCUCAGUGGUCUUGGUAAAAUCCAGGGGGAGCUUAAAAAGCAGAAUGAUAUAUUGCCUGGACAAACGAAAAUCAUUGGAGAAGCCAUGAGACAAAUCCAGUUGGAACUCUUUAGGAUGGGAAUUAAAAUACAAAAUGUUUUCAACGAUGAUGACAUCCUAGACAAGCUGCGCCGGCUGCAAUAUAGGAUCGGGAAGGGUAAAAAUAUAGGUCUUGAAGCAAUUUACAAGGCAAUUAAAAACCUCCAAGAACACCCGUUUAAACAAAAACCCACUGAAAUCGAUGAAGCCAACAACCUUAUUAAACAAGAACUCACUACCCUUCAAGCUGUGUUGCAAGACAAGCCAGGCAACGAUGUCAUAAAGUCACUGGAAGAUUUGAAGAACACUGGACUAAGUGGUACAAAGUGGGAUGAAAAUAGAAACGGAAAAAGUAAAAGCCUUCAAACCAUCGAAAGUGACCUUAAAGGUCAACAAAAUGAAUUGGGACAACAACCCGGCAAAAUAGACCAAGGCGUCCAAGAUAUCACCGGUGAGCUUGACAGCCUCAGACAGAAGCUGAAAGAUGAGGUCAAUAAAAAGUUAGAUGACUUGAAAAACCAUGGCCUUAAUAACGGUAAUGAAACAUGGAAUGACAACGGUUUUGAAAAAGGCCUCACUCAAAUCACGACAGACAUCGAGACCAUAAAGUCCAAGGACGUUGAGGACGUGAAGGAGAAACUAAAGGAGCUGUGCACGGCGAUUAGAAUGUUAGCAAAAGAUGCCGAAUGGUUUCUUAAUGAAUUGAAGGAUGGGAAGAUUGGCGAGCAACUCAAGCAAAUAAGAGAUGAAAUUGACAAGCUACACGGCCGUCUGGUGGAUGGUCCCAUAAAAGACCUCAGAGCCUUCUUAAGAUUCCUCGACAACGGCAAGGCGCAAAUAAUCCAUGACCUCCACGCGUACGUCAACAAGGAGGUCAAGCAAGCCGAAGAGGCUCUGAUCAACGAGGCACGACGGCAGUGCGCCUCCAACAUCAAGGAGCUUUUGACGCUGUUCGCCCGGAAGGUGGAGGAAGAAUUAGAUCCCUUGCCUCCGUUAAUAAAUGGGGAUCUGCAGAAAGGGUAUAAAGGGUUUGUGAAACAGGUUGAAGGGAAGCCGGAGCCUCAAGUUGCAGGUGCACAAGGGGAAUUUGAGAAGUUCGAAGAGCUUGUGAAGACUCUGCCAACUGAGCCGAAGGAGAGAGUGUUCAAAAAAUUGGCCGCAGUGUUCAUGCACUUUUACGGUGAGCUUAAAGCGUACGUCCACAAAGAGAUCAGGAGAGAGCACAAGGAGGAAGGCAAGAAGAAAAACCCUGUGCCCCAAGAACCGGAAACGCUCUACACUGACAAACUUGUAAGAGUCACACUCUCAUUGAAUGCGUUACUUGAAUACAUUAGAACUGAGGAUAUCUUCGACCACAGACUCCAAGCCCUGCUCCACAGCCUCACCGACGCGCUGAGUAACCUGCGACCUGAGAGCUUCGCCAGGCCCUCGAGUCCCCUACUGGACGGCCUGGUGGAGGGGCUCACAAAGUUCGCCGCCGAGUUCACAUGUGCGUACGUCUCCGCCUACGCCGGCGCACAGUUCACCGACGGUCAAGGUGAAAAGUACGCCAAGGUCUUUCUCACCACGCUGCCCACACUGUGCGACGCCUUCAACAGGCUGGCGGAGCAGUGCGGCAAGAACGGCAGGUGGAGGGAUUUGCAUAUUAAUUCAAGCAGUAAACUCGGCACAUUCCUCCAGCGCUGCGGCUACAAGGUCGCCACCUCUCCCUUUGACCAGGACGGCGAGCUGCGCGACGACUGCAACGGCCGCGACGUGUAUGUCCUCGUCAGCCAGAAGAUUGAGGAGACAGAUAACAACGAACACCUCGAAAAAUGCCUGUCCCUCACACACGCAUGUAAUCUGAUAGAGCUCCUCAAAUGCCUCUGCACGCACCUCCAGCAGUACUACAGGACGUGCCACCUCAAGGUGCAUCCCUCACCCCGGCCGCCGUGUUCCAUCUACGAGAUGCUCACAUGGUGCUGCGGGCUCCCGCACAACGCCGUGUACCUGAGCGUCACUCAUGAUGCCCUGCCGUCACUGUUCGAGGCGCCGGAUGAGCCGGACUCUACUGACUCCGAAGUGUCCCUCACUGACCUCAGCAGCCUGGCGCUUGUGGCCCACCCGGAGAGCAUAACAGCGGCGUCCCUCACCGACGCACUCACGGAGGUCUGCCACCGGUCGCAUUCAGUGCUCACCACGUUACUAGGCUACGGCCACGCAGGUGGCAUCUACGCCGUCGACUUCAACGCAAACCCGGGAGGCCUGUUGUACCCCUGUGACACGGACGAUUUCAUAUGCCUGCUGUUCGACGUCAUCAAACGCCUCCACCACCAACUCCAUUUCCUCUACCGCCGGUGCCUCUACAACACCCGGCACGGCGGAUGGCUCGACUGCUGGUACGGUCGGGGCGUCGGAGGAUCGUCGUGGAAGUGCAACACCAUGCAGUGUGCCAACCAAAUGUGUGACCAACAGUGCAACCAAACACACAACCAAAUAUGCAACCAAAGCUGUGACCAACAUCCCAAGUGCGGCGUCAAGUCGCCGCUCCAGUCGUUCCUCGAGGACGGCCUGGUAGGCUUCCUGCCUCACGCUGUUACACCCAUGGACACCUGUGUCAAGUGCUCCGGCUGUGACACCAAGUCACCCGGCCUGCCGUGCAAGACGCCCAUGGGCCUCUCCAACAUUACCAGGCUGGCCUCCCGUGCGUUCUCAGGCCGACACAUCAUGGACGUCCUCGGCGCCUUCUGCGGCGGCGCUUCAUCCCCCCUCACCAGGCUGUGCGGCUUCCUGAAUUGCCUCCUCACCCGCCCGCCACGGACGCCAGACGACCUGUUCGCUUUCUUCUACCAGUUCAUAUGUGACUGGAGUGACGGCGUUGAGCACCGUAAGGCGGCCUUCGAGGACGCCGUCGGCGACGCGUGCUUCUGGCAGCGGGGCGUGACGCUGGACGUCAGUACAGUCUUCGGCAUCAGUGACCACGGCAACGAGACGGAAAUGCCUCACCUCACCGGGGACCUCUUCUCACUCGUCAAGUGCAACGGCACUCCACACUCCGCUCCGUCACACCCCUGCGGCCCCUACCUCAAGCCUCUGAACCACGACGUCCGCGCCACCUUCGCCAGGGAAUACGCUCACCUCUACCUAUCCUGGGUGGUGUACCUCACGGAGACUUUCUACGACCUGCUUAAGCAACUGCUGCAAGACUGCGAGCGCACCUGCGCCGAAGCCACGUCCACGUGCCACGCCAACAGCUGCGACAACGACUGCACAGCCAAGCACCGGCCGAUGGCUCAAGGCUCCGAGCACCUUGAUUCAUGCCCCUCCAUCGUGGACUGCGACCACACCACGCCCACACUCUUCCAGUACGGCUUCGCUCUAAGGGACGUCCACACCCUCGCCGGAUCCACGCACGGCCAACAGAACAAGCGGACCUGCGAGGAUUUCUGCAUGGCCCUGCGAAUCGUCGUCAAGGCAAUGAACCCUCUCCACAGGCUGGCGCACGAGACAAUCCCCGAGUACCUCUAUCGCAUCCGCGCACCCUUCCUCUACACCAUCAUAGCGCUCUGGCUCACCGCCACGAUCUACAUCCUCCACUCGCUACUCUACCGCAUGGACGUCCUGCGCAUCCGCUCCCACCUCCUGACCACCAAGGCCUCCCACCUCAUCGACGUCAAGGCGCUGCUCGCCGGAAGCCGCAAGAUGCUCUCACUGUACAGGGACGUAGAUUACUUCGACGACGACUUUCACCCAUGA